Thlaspi arvense is the source of this 2085-nucleotide messenger RNA. Lineage: Eukaryota; Viridiplantae; Streptophyta; Magnoliopsida; Brassicales; Brassicaceae. The record is from the annotation of a GenBank genome assembly.
AUGGUGGCUAAAGCUUCUAAUAGGUCUCAAGGGAAGAGAUCAAGUUCAAAGAAAAAGGCUCGACAGAAACUUGUAAAGGAAGGAUCUUCUAACAAAAGACACUUGUCUAGUGAACAAUCGGGCCCAGCAGUACCACAGUCAGAGGUGCCUUCAUCUCAAAAUUCUGUUUCCACUGUCGAGGCCUCUUCAUCAGCGCCUGUCUCGCAGAAAAGGGAGAUUCAACAGACUGAUGCACAUGUCCAGAGUGCUCAAUCACUUCUACAAUCAGUGGCAGAUACAAAAAGUGACGAUGCUGCUGUGGUACCUCCAGAAUCUGUUGUGGACGGUGAUACUGCUGAGUUAACUCCAAGUGGCAAGCAUGCUGAUGGAGAUGUUCCAAAUGACUUUUUGGUGCAACUAUCACCAUCGUUACCCGAAAAAGAAAUUGAGGUCGUUGCCAGUGACAACCUGGUUGAUGCUCCUGUAAAAGGUACACAAGGAGAGUUGGAAGAUUCUUCAACAAAAGACCUGGAUAAACUGGAAUCUGCAGUGCACGCUUCUCCUGUAGACGAAGGGAAUGUGAUUAAAAACACCGGCAAUGAUGCGAAAGUUGGCACCUCAAUCAAUAUGGAUAAAGAUCAGGAACAGAGAAUUGUUGACACCUCAACCAAUCUUGAGAAAGCGCAGGAUCGUAGAGCUGAUACGACCUCCAUUAAGAUUCAAGAUCAACUUGAAGAGGCUCAGGGGUUGUUAAAAGCUACAGUUUCCACUGGGCAGUCAAAAGAAGCCAGGUUAGCAAGGGUUUGUGCUGGACUUUCAUCCCGUCUUCAAGAAAUUAAGGCAGAAAAUGCACAGUUGGAAGAGCUUCUCACUGCAGAGCAAGAGCUUACCAAGUCAUAUGAAGCUAGCAUUAGACAGUUGCAAAAAGAUUUGUCAGCUUCUAAAAGUGAAGUGACGAAAGUAGAGUCAAGCAUGGUUGAGGCACUGGCAGCUAAGAAUUCAGAAAUAGAAGCACUUGUCAGCGCAAUGGAUGCCCUGAAAAAUCAGGCUGCUCUGAACGAAGGGAAACUGUCGUCUCUUCAGGCAGACAUGGAGUCUAUUAUGAGAAACAGAGAAUUGGCUGAGACUAGGAUGAUGCAGGCAUUGCGGGAGGAGCUGGCAACUACUGAAAGGAGAGCCGAAGAGGAGCGAUCUGCACAUAGUGCCACAAAAAUGGCUGCCAUGGAAAGGGAAAGGGAACUAGAGCACAGGGCUGUGGAUGCUUCCACAGCACUUGUUAGAAUUCAGAGAAUUGCUGAUGAAAGGACAACGAAAGUGGCAGAACUUGAACAGAAGGUGGCAUUGCUUGAGGUCGAAUGUACAUCUCUGAAUCAAGAGCUGCAAGAAAUGGAAGUUCGUGCUCGCAGAGGACAAAAGAAGACCCCGGAUGAAGCAAACCAAGUGAUCCAGAUCCAAGCAUGGCAGGACGAAGUGGACCGUGCUCGGCAAGGUCAAAGAGACGCGGAGGAGAAACUUUCUUCAAUGGAGGCUGAAAUGCAAAAGGUGAGGGUUGAAAUGGCAGCCAUGAAAAGGGAUGCAGAACAUUACUCACGCCAGGAGCAUACGGAGCUGGAGAAACGCUACCGUGAAUUAACAGAUUUACUGUACUAUAAGCAAACGCAACUAGAGACUAUGGCAAGUGAGAAGGCUGCAGCAGAGUUUCAGUUGGAGAAAGAGGUCAAACGUCUACACGAAGCACAGGUAGAGGUAGAAAAAAGCAGAGUAUCGCGACGCCCAUCAGCAACUUGGGAAGAAGAAUCUGAGAUCAAAACACUCGAGUACGUGUUUAGCAAUGCCUCUUCCAUUGUAUCAUCGACACAUGGCUACAGCAAGCACACAGUUGCAAAAUGCAGUGAAGCUGUUAGACUCAGGAGCUGUAAGGGCAACGAGGUUCCUUUGGCGGUACCCGAUAGCUCGGAUAUUCCUACUUUUUUACCUUAUCUUUGUUCAUCUUUUCUUGAUGUAUCUAAUACACCGGCUCCAGGAGCAAGCCGAGGCCCAAGAAGUUGCGGAGGGCCUGACCAACAACGUUUUCAGACCAUGACAGAUGCUGCUUCUCACGAGUAA